Molecule: messenger RNA, 2051 nt
Organism: Menidia menidia (Atlantic silverside)
Lineage: Eukaryota; Metazoa; Chordata; Actinopteri; Atheriniformes; Atherinopsidae
Source: the annotation of a GenBank genome assembly
ACUACGGUGUGGUGCACAGAGGAGAGGUGACGCGCUUUCUCACUCGCAGUAACAAGUUCCAGAGGAGCGACACUUGAGUGCGCUUUUCUACCCCGACCGGCCAGCGCUGCUCCACUGUUGUCUCCGAGAGCUCGGUUUCGCUUUGUCUCUUUUAAAGAUGUGUGCUCAAGAUUCUUUACACUUUGGUCGGUUAUGCCAACACGAAGUCGCUUUCUCGUAGACUUAACUUAGAGGGUUUUUUUUCUUCUAAAAAACAACAACAGAAAGAAAAAGAGAAAAUCAUCUUCGUAAAGUAUAGCCGACAAGACGUAGACCGACUUGCAGCUGGAGAGGAUAUGUGCGAGAAGCUGUCGGCGAAAGGCAUGGGCUGUCUUCGGUCCCAAAAGAAGAAGCAAAGAGGAUUUAACACGAAUUAAUGUGGAAUUUAUCAGAAUUCGAAGGUGGAACGACGACCGGACACAGCGCUUCCUCGUCAGGGACUGACUGAUCAUGGUCGCCGUGGUCCGCUCUCUCAUGGUACUGCUGCUUGCUCAGGUGUUGCUGGAAGGUGCUGCGGGACUUAUCCCCGAGGUUGGCCGGAGGAAGUACGGCGAAUCCGGGAAGCAAACCCCGGAGCAGUCGGAGAGCUUACUCAACGAGUUUGAGCUACGGCUUCUCAAUAUGUUCGGGCUGGGGCGCAGGCCGACCCCCAGCAAGCAAGCCGUGGUGCCGCAGUACAUGGUGGACCUGUACCACAUGCACUCUGCAAACGGAGACCACAGCUCCAAGCGACCCAAGAGCAUGGGGAAACACGCAGAGAGAGCCGCCAGCAAGGCCAACACGAUUAGAAGCUUUCACCAUGAAGAGUCUAUGGAGGCCCUGGCCAGCCUGAAAGGCAAAACAACCCAACAGUUCUACUUCAAUCUCACUUCUAUCCCUGCUGAGGAGCUCGUCACUUCCGCAGAGCUACGCAUUUACAGAGACCAAGUCAUUGCAACUGCGACCCCUAAUGCAAGCAGCACUGAGAGCGGCGUUCCCACUGGUGGCUUUCACCGUAUGAACAUUUAUGAGAUGUUCGGCGUUCCUGCCACUCCUGGCGCUGAUCCUCUUGUGCGUCUGCUGGACACUAGGCUAGUGCAGGACUCUUUAAGCCGCUGGGAGAGCUUUGAUGUGAGCCCUGCCAUAUCUCAGUGGACCUCAGGGAAAGGCCACAAUCAUGGAUUCUUAGUGGAGGUUCUUCACCCAGAGGAAGGAGGGGGAGCUGGUGAGCAUGCCCAAAGACGUGGUAGGCAUGUCCGGGUGAGCCGGUCCCUGCACCAAGACCAGGACUCGUGGUCUCAGGCACGGCCAUUGUUGGUGACAUACGGCCACGAUGGCCGUGGGGACUCAGUGCUCCACAGGCGGGAAAAAAGGCAGGCAGCACUCCGCAAACAACGCAGGAAGCAGCAGCACAAGGCAAUCUGCAAGAGGCAUGCCUUGUAUGUGGACUUCAGUGAUGUGGGAUGGAAUGAGUGGAUAGUGGCACCCCCUGGCUACCAUGCCUUUUAUUGCCAUGGGGAAUGCCCUUUCCCCUUAGCAGAUCACCUUAAUGCAACUAACCAUGCCAUUGUGCAGACACUUGUCAACUCAGUCAACUCAAACAUCCCCAGAGCUUGUUGUGUGCCCACUGAACUCAGCCCUAUUUCAUUGCUCUACCUGGAUGAGUACGAGAAAGUCAUUCUAAAAAACUAUCAAGACAUGGUGGUGGAGGGCUGCGGUUGCCGGUGAGAAACUGGUGGUUACGAUAGAGAAAGGGGGCAACUGAAAGUGAUAAGAGGCUGUUUAGAGACUUGGUUUCCCAAUGAAGAUGCUUAUUUAUAUGAAAUAAACAACACAGAGCUAUUGUGGAAGAAGAAAAAAAUCUAUAUAUGAAUAUAUUUAUGUCUACGUAAAGUUGGGAAAAAUAAAUAUUUUAAUCAAAGGAAUAUUCCUUUACUGGUUUUGAAAAUGUAUUUCCGAUGUACAUUUUGAAAUGGGUGCAAUACCACAUGAAGUAUAAUGCUCAGAUUUUUAUUUUGUAUUUAUUUCUAUUA